GCCGCCCUUGCUUUGUAUUGUGAAUCGACCUAGAUUGAUCUGAAUCUGAUAGUCGCACGUCGAGACUGGAACCUGGUGUGUUCGCUAGGAGCCACAGCCACGUCGCUUGCUUGCCAGUUUUGCAUCACCGACCGUGCGUACUACGUACGUUCUCCAGCCUCCAGGAGUCAAGUAAGCACCCCUUGUCGGUCUAUCUGGUGCCGUGCGUGUGUGUUCUGUCCAGCGCCACAGACGCAAACUCCAAAGUCCAACCCAUGCACCGGCACGCACGACGACACCUGGAUGGUCGCGGGGCGUGGCAAGAAACCACCGCCCCGGCGCCCCAAACCCAACAAAUCCCUACGCCGGCACGCCCCCACCAGACGCCGCCACAACCAGACGCGUUCCGGUCGCAAAGUAUACUAAACUAGCCACGCACGCCUCGCUACAUCGCCUUGCUUCCCUCGCCAGUUCGUUUUUAUACGCCAGCGCGCGCGCGCCCGCGGCACCGAGAAACGCGCCGAUGCCGACGCCGACGCCGAAGUCUCGCCGCCAUGCGCUGCUGCUGGCCGCGCUCGUCCUCGCGGCUGGCGCGGUCGCUCAGGCGGACGACGACCCGUGGGACAGGAAGAGCGACGGCGACGGCAGGAGAGGGGUCGUGUACGGCGCGAGGAAGCCGCCCAGCUUCAGCGCGCCCAUGGUGGUGCUCCUCGUCGCGCUCAUCGCCACCUUCUUCUUCAUCGGCUUCUUCUCCAUCUACAUCCGCCAGUGCGGCCGCGGCAACUCCCCCACCAUCCCGGCCGCCGCGUUCCUCGUGCUGUCGCGGCAGCAGGAGCAGCAGCAGGCCCGGCCGCGCGGGCUCGACCCGGAGGUGGUCGCCUCGUUCCCCGCCAUGACCUACGCCGAGGCGAGGGCGCUCCGGGACAAGGACGGCGACGACACGGCCGUGCUCGAGUGCGCCGUCUGCCUCAGCGAGUUCGAGGACGGGGACCAGCUCCGGCUCCUCCCCAAGUGCAGCCACGCGUUCCACCCGGACUGCAUCGGGGAGUGGCUCGCCGGCCACGUCACCUGCCCCGUCUGCCGCUGCAGCCUCGCCCCCGAGGAGCCGGCCCCGGCCGCGGCUGAAGAGAACAGCGCCGGUGCGGAGGAGCAGCGGGCGCCGGAGGUGGCCAUCGACAUGGACCCCGAGGGAGACGGCGCGGCGCAUGAGGAGAGGAUGAGGGAGGCGGCAGAGCUGGAGCGGAUCGGCAGCCUGCGGCGCGCGGUGCGGUCGCGGUCGGGGCGGCCGUUCUCGCGCGCGCACUCGACGGGCCACUCCCUCUCGGCCCGGUUCGACGGCGACCUGGAGCGGUUCACGCUGCGCCUCCCGGAGCACGUGCGCAGGGACAUGGUGGCCGCGGGCGAGGAGAGCCUGCGCCGCACGGUGGCGCGGGACGCCGGCGCGCGGAGCGCGCGGAUCGGCCGGUCCGACCGGUGGCCGUCGUUCAUCGCCAGGACGUUCUCCUCCAGGGUGCCGUUCUGGGCGGCCUCGAGGAGGGCGCCGGACGCGGAGCCGGUGGGAGCGCCCGCCCCUACGACCCCGACGGCGCCGCCGCUGCCAAGAACCGUCCGUGAGAAGGCGCCGGACGGGUCCGUCGUGGGCUCGGCCACCACCAAGGGGAGCGUGCGCUUCGACUGCCUCGGCGGCAGGGUCGACGGCGACAGCGAGGAGGAGCCGGAGGAGGAGAAGGCGAUCGUCCGGCGAGUCUGAAAGAGCGCGGCGGGAUUCGAUCGCUGGUCGUCUCGGCGCGCCGUCCACUCUCGGAUGGUCGCAUCGGAGCGCCACCAAACGUCAACGCGCGGCACAUACCGCAUUAAUUAGCGGGUCGAUCAGGAAUCAAUGCGCGACGAGGAUUGAAAAUGAGGUGCCGCGGACUCGUCACUGUCGACGUAGUACGUAGAGUGCCCGCCAUGGCGCCAUGUGAUCUUCGAGGAAGAAGCGGCUCAUGCGCAUGCGCGCGCACGGAGCACGCAGCGUCGAAGAAUAUGGAUUUGUUUCUGUUGAAAUCUGUUGCCGACUUUGCUUUCGUUCUCCUGUAGAUUGCUUUUUUUUUUGUGAGAUUGGUGGCGUACAUACCGUUGAAAGAUUCAGUUUUUCAUUGCCGUUGAAUGAAUAAACAGGGGCCGGGGUCAGUCGGUGUGUA
This is a messenger RNA of Aegilops tauschii subsp. strangulata, 2162 nucleotides long. RefSeq names its product E3 ubiquitin-protein ligase ATL31. NCBI's taxonomy places the organism in Eukaryota, Viridiplantae, Streptophyta, Magnoliopsida, Poales, Poaceae. The record is from RefSeq and is a predicted model, not a curated record.